CAAGAUUUGUUAGGUUAGUUAUUGGCGGCAGUUGAGACUUGUGGGCUGCAGCAGAGCCGCUCUCGGUGUCAGCCAAUGUAGCGCUUGCCGUUCACCACCACCAGACUUGGCGCUGCGCAGCACUAGAUGGGCAAUUGAAGAUCGUAUAUAAGCCAUGGCGUCGAUGGCAUCUCUCGUCACAAAGUACCUGGUUGGCCUCUUUUUCCUCAUCUUUCUGCUCUUCCAACAAGCCAUCAUCCGCAUGGCCACUUUAGAUGGACACCAGGAGCAGCAGCAGCAGCAGCAGCAGCAGCAACCAACAGGAGUUGCGGUGGUGUGGCGGCAGUCACGACCACAACAACCGAGUCAACAUCCAGCACCAAGCGGAUUUUAAUCGUGUCAACGUGGCGAUCGGGAUCGUCGUUCCUGGGCGAACUCAUCGCCAUAGUUCGCCCGGCGUUUUCUAUUCCUUCGAGCCCAUGGCCAAACACGCCCCGUUCCUGUUCCGCUGUCACUUUCCCGACGACUACAUCCGGUUCAUCAACGGGACCAAUCACGUGAAACUCAACCGGCGGAUCUGGAACGAGUGUCAAUAUCACGAGCGCCCGUCCUUGUGCCACCAACCGCAAAUGCUGGCCCAGCUCUGCUCUUCUUUUCCCGUCAAUUUGAUCAAAGUCGUCGAGUUGUCGGUCAAAGAUCUCGUCGCCUUCACCACCAAUUCGUCGUCGGCUCUUGCCGGCCAUCCCGUGACGGACCGUUGGAAAAUCGUCUACCUGGUCCGCGAUCCUCGCGGCUACCAUGGCCUCCAGGGCCAAACUAAAAUGGUGGAUGGCCAAUCGGAAUUGCCGGGAACCGGCCCGACUCUGUGGCCGCAUCGAAGAAGAUCUCGACUUGCUGGAAAAGCAUUUCACUGCCGGCCGGGAUUACCUUCUGCUGAAAUUCGAAGAUUUGGCUUUCAACGUCCGAUCGGAGACAGAGAAACUCUUUCGCUUCCUGCAACUGCCCGUCUAGGACCUCACGACGGCCUUUCUCGACACUCACAUCAGUCGAAUAACCAAACGGCCUAA
Molecule: messenger RNA, 1046 nt
Organism: Daphnia pulicaria
Lineage: Eukaryota; Metazoa; Arthropoda; Branchiopoda; Diplostraca; Daphniidae
Exons: 2
Coding region: 255-1046 (263 amino acids)
Source: RefSeq, a predicted model, not a curated record